This is a messenger RNA of Pseudopipra pipra, 821 nucleotides long. RefSeq names its product tonsoku like, DNA repair protein (gene TONSL). The coding region runs from base 72 to 821 and encodes 249 amino acids. The record is from RefSeq and is a predicted model, not a curated record. Gene Ontology annotation, cellular component: nuclear replication fork. Gene Ontology annotation, biological process: replication fork processing; double-strand break repair via homologous recombination. Gene Ontology annotation, molecular function: protein binding. The transcript is spliced from 6 exons. NCBI's taxonomy places the organism in Eukaryota, Metazoa, Chordata, Aves, Passeriformes, Pipridae.
CUGACUGUCCCCUGUCCCCCCAGCCACCCGGGUGACCCGCCUGCUGCAGUCCCUGUCCCGUGUGGCCCCCGAUGACCCCUCGGGGGUGUCCCUGUGCGAGCGCCUCGGGGACACCUUCGCCCGCCACGGGGACUUCCCCCCGGGCCCUGGAGCAGUACCAGAGACAGCUGAGCCUGGCCCAGGCUCUGGGGGUGCCGGAGCGGGACCUGGCCGUGAUCCACGUGUCCUUGGCCACCACGUUCCGGGACCUGCGGGACCAUUCCCGGGCCGUGCUGCACUACCACAGGGAGCUGGAGCUGCACCGGGGGGACCCCCUGGAGGAGUGCCGGACGUGGCUGAACGUGGCCCUGGCCCUGUCCGAGGGGGGCCGUGGCCCGGCCGAGGUCGUGCCCCCCCUGACCACGGCCCUACAACGGGCCCGGGCCGCCGGCGACCCCAAACUGCAGAGGCGGAUCCUGCGGCUCCUCCACGCGCAGCAGCUCCGGGGGGGGGACCCCGAGGGGGCCUCUGAGACCCUCACCCUGCUCAGGGAGCUGGGGGGGCACGAGGGGGACGAGGAGGAGGAGGAGGAGGAGGAAGAGCCCGAGACUCAGGAGGAGGAGGAGGAGGAGGAGAGCGAGCUGGAGCUGUCGGAGAGCGAGGGGGAGGACGAGGAACUCGAGGGGUACCCCAAGAGCGUCCCCGGGAGGCGCCGGAGCAACAAGUGGAACCGUCGGAACGAGAGGGGGGAGACCCCCCUGCACCGAGCCUGCAUCGAGGGGCACCCCCACAGGGUCAGGCUCCUCCUGCAACAGGUGGGCACCCCAAAAAACACCCCCUGA